Erigeron canadensis is the source of this 3626-nucleotide messenger RNA. Its product is annotated as probable ATP-dependent DNA helicase CHR12. Gene Ontology annotation, cellular component: nucleus. Bases 142 to 3357 code for a protein of 1071 amino acids. The record is from RefSeq and is a predicted model, not a curated record. Gene Ontology annotation, molecular function: ATP-dependent chromatin remodeler activity; ATP binding; histone binding. NCBI's taxonomy places the organism in Eukaryota, Viridiplantae, Streptophyta, Magnoliopsida, Asterales, Asteraceae. Gene Ontology annotation, biological process: positive regulation of transcription by RNA polymerase II. The transcript is spliced from 12 exons.
CAGGGUUUUUUAUGCCCCCUUUUCAACACCCUUCAAAAACUAAAACAAAAAAUAAACAAAACAAAUAAAAAAUAAUCAAAAUUCAAAAAAUUAAACAGAAGCAAACGGGGCGUGUGUGUGUUAUUAAGUGUGUCUCCCGCCAUGACUGAACAAGAAGUGUUGUUGGAGAUUCCAUACCACCAGAAGAAUGAGCAAAAAGAAGAAGAAGAAGAAUAUGAUAUCGAUGACACAAAAACUCUGAUUUCCGCUCUUAGUUUUCUCUCUCGCAAUCUCCCUCUUCCUUCUCAUGUUUUCGAUGCGGUUUCUUCUAUAUAUGAUACCCGAUCUGACGAUGAUUUCGAUUCCCCCAAUAAUAACGACAUACCAUCUUCGAAUGGGGGAGAUUUAAUUGCAGACCUUGAAGAUGCUUUGGUUAAGCAUCGAUCUAAUCACAUUACGGGUUCUGAGAUGGCACAAGUACAGAAUAAUCGGUUCCAGACCCAUAUCCAGAGUCGCUUGACUCAACUUGAAGAGCUGCCUACAAACAGAGGUGAGGACCUGCAGUCAAAGUGCUUGCUUGAACUCUAUGGGCUUAAGCUAGCUGAGUUGCAACGAAAAGUGAGAUCAAGUGUUAGCUCAGAAUACACGUUGUGCUUAAACUGUGUCUAUCCAGAGAAGCAACUCUUUGAUUGGGAUAUGAUGCGCCUGCCUCGCCCUUCUUAUGGCGUGGGAGAUGCUUUUGCUUUUGACGAUAAUCAUCUGAAGAAGAAACGAGAUGCUGAGAGACUUUCAAAGUUAGAGGAAGAUGAAAAGAACAGAGUAGAAACCAGGAAGAGGAAAUUUUUUGCAGAAAUACUUAAUGGAUCUCGUGAAUUGCCGUUGCAAGUAGCGGCCUCUCAGAAACGUCGAAGGCAACGCAAUGAUGGUGUUCAUGCAUGGCAUGCAAGGCAAAGGCAACGUGCUAGUCGACAAGAAAAAUUGAGGUUUCAAGCUUUGAAGUCAGAUGACCAAGAAGCCUAUAUGAAAAUGGUUGAGGAAAGUAAGAAUGAACGGCUAACAUUGCUUUUAGGGAAAACAAAUGAUCUGCUUGUCAGAUUAGGAGCUGCUGUUCGACGUCAAAAAGAUGCCGAGCAUGAUGGUAUUGAACCUUUGAAGGGUCCAUUAGCAAACUUACGUGAUACAUCUGCUACAGAGAAUGUGGAAUCAGUUCCUGACGAGGAUGAUGAUUUAGUCGUGGUCGAUGACAACGGAGUAAAGACAUCUGAUUUACUUGAAGGUCAGCGGCAAUAUAAUUCAGCCAUCCAUUCGAUUCAGGAAAAGGUAACUGAGCAGCCUUCACUUCUUCAAGGCGGCGAACUAAGAAACUAUCAGAUAGAAGGGCUCCAGUGGAUGGUGUCUUUAUCCAAUAACAAUCUCAAUGGAAUAUUGGCCGAUGAAAUGGGAUUGGGGAAGACAAUUCAAACUAUCUCUUUGAUAGCAUAUCUUAUGGAAAACAAGGGGGUGACUGGACCCCAUUUAAUUGUGGCCCCAAAAGCUGUGCUACCAAAUUGGAUUAAUGAAUUUUCAACAUGGGUUCCUAGUAUUUCUGCUUAUCUGUAUGAUGGGCGUCAAGAUGAGAGAAAAGCAAUGAGAGAAGAGUUAUUAGAAGGAAAAUUUAAUGUGCUCAUCACUCAUUAUGAUCUUAUAAUGAGAGACAAAUCAUUCCUGAAGAAAAUUCCUUGGUACUACAUGGUUGUGGAUGAAGGACAUCGGUUGAAGAACUCAGAAUCUGUGCUUGCAAAGACUCUUGUUUCCGGCUACCAAAUUCGGAGGAGACUUCUGUUAACUGGCACUCCAAUACAGAAUACUUUACAAGAACUGUGGUCCCUGCUUAAUUUUCUUCUUCCAACCAUUUUUAAUUCAGUUGAGAAUUUUGAGGAGUGGUUUAAUGCACCAUUUGCGGAUAAAUGCGAUGUUACUAUAACAGAUGAAGAAGAGCUGUUGAUCAUUCGUCGCCUACACCAGGUUAUACGGCCAUUUAUAUUGAGAAGAAAGAAAGAUGAGGUGGAAAAGGACCUUCCAGUGAAAACACAGACCAUACUAAAAUGUGACAUGUCAGCAUGGCAGAAAGUAUACUACCAGCAAGUUACUGAUGUUGGAAGGGUCGGAUUGGAUACUGGAACGGGUAAAUCCAAAAGUUUACAGAACCUGACAAUGCAGCUCAGAAAAUGUUGUAACCAUCCUUAUCUAUUUACGGGUGAUUAUAACAUAUGGCGAAAAGAAGAAAUUGUCAGAGCAUCAGGAAAAUUUGAGCUUCUUGACCGUUUAUUGCCUAAACUUCAUAGAGCUGGGCAUAGAGUUCUACUUUUCUCUCAAAUGACUAAACUCAUGGACAUUCUUGAUGUGUAUCUCCAACUUCAUGGAUUUAAAUAUCUUAGGCUUGAUGGAUCAACAAAAACCGAAGAAAGAGGCACUUUGCUAAAGCAAUUUAAUGCGCCUGACUCUCCUUACUUCCUGUUUUCUUUAAGUACUCGUGCCGGAGGUCUUGGUCUCAAUUUACAGACAGCUGAUACUGUGAUUAUAUUUGAUAGUGACUGGAAUCCACAGAUGGAUCAACAAGCAGAGGAUCGUGCACAUCGUAUUGGUCAAAAAAAGGAAGUGAAGGUGUUUGUUUUGGUCAGUGUCGGCUCAAUUGAAGAGGUGAUAUUGGAACGCGCAAAACAGAAAAUGGGCAUUGAUGCUAAAGUGAUACAGGCUGGAAUGUUCAAUACAACUUCCACACCUCAAGAUAGGAAAGAGGCGCUGAAGGAGGUAAUGCGCAAGGGUUCAAGUUCCCUUGGAACAGAUACACCAAGUGAGAGAGAAAUUAAUCGUCUAACAGCCCGGUCAGAAGAAGAGUUCUGGCUUUUCGAGAAGAUGGAUGAGGAAAGAAGGCAAAAAGAGAGGUACAGAUCUCGCCUUAUGGAAGAUCAUGAGGUACCUGAGUGGGCUUUUACUAAACCUGACAAUCCAAAAGACAUGAGGGGUAAAGGGUUUGACUAUGAAACUGCAAAUAUAUCUGGAAAAAGACGUAGGAAAGAGGUAGUGUAUGCUGAUACAAUCAGCGAUGUGCAAUAUAUGAAGGUUGCUGAACAAGGUGAGCAUAGCUCGAAAUCUCAUCCGGGUAAAACAAGAAGGGAACAACCCGCAACUCCUAACAACCUUAACGUUGUAGAAAAUGAUGUAGUGGAGGUAGUAAGCGUAAAUGAGGGAACAACCCCACGUAGGUCAGGGUCAACGUUAAAAAGGCCAAGGUCCCCAAUGAGCGAGCAUCUUGGAAUGGAUAAUGGAAGCAGUGAUAGUGGAGAGCUGCCGUCAUGGAAGACACAGAAAAAGCGAUCAAUCCUUCGUUUUGUCUAAUUUCUGGUUUAUUCGACUUGACUGUUUGUGAUACAAUAUGCCAAUAUGGUCCAGUAGGCAGUAGGUUUACAUUGUUAGGCCAUUGACAGGUUAUAAGUUGGAUGGCCACCCUCUCAUGAAAGUCCAGUUUGUGCUUGCUAUUUAUAUGGAUUUUAUUUUAUCACUAUCACCUGUUAAGUAUAUAGAGUACUCGUAGUUCUGUAUAAUACCUGAUCACUGUUCGUUUGACACCUGCAUGAAUGGAUAUGGUCGUAUAUUUUCAUGCUUCA